Lepus europaeus (European hare) is the source of this 2407-nucleotide messenger RNA. It is a transcript of the gene SLC27A5, whose product is annotated as solute carrier family 27 member 5. The record is from RefSeq and is a predicted model, not a curated record. Gene Ontology annotation, cellular component: endoplasmic reticulum membrane; endoplasmic reticulum. Lineage: Eukaryota; Metazoa; Chordata; Mammalia; Lagomorpha; Leporidae. Bases 95 to 2251 code for a protein of 718 amino acids. Gene Ontology annotation, molecular function: long-chain fatty acid transmembrane transporter activity; long-chain fatty acid-CoA ligase activity; fatty acid transmembrane transporter activity. Gene Ontology annotation, biological process: long-chain fatty acid import across plasma membrane; bile acid biosynthetic process; triglyceride mobilization. The transcript is spliced from 10 exons.
AACAGCAAAACAGGAGAAGAGCUGGGGGCAGAGUUCUAGACCAGGAGCAGCCACUGCCAGCCGGGCCUGAGCCACCGCCUCCAGGGCGGGGUAGAUGGGCUGGACAUUGAGGCCAGGAGCCCCGGACAGAGAUAAGCCUGUGAAUGUGCAGCCAUUUGUCCAGAAGGGAGUUGGGGCUAUGGGUGGAAGGCAGCAGCUCACCUUUCUACUGCUGCUGUUAUUUCUGCUGGGGGCCCUGGGGCAGCCCUUGUGGCCAGCAGCAAUGGCUCUGACCCUGCGCUGGCUCCUGGGGGACCCCACGUGCUGUGUACUGCUCGGUCUGGCUGUGCUGGCACAACCCUGGCUCAGCCCCUGGAUGCCCCACUGGCUGAGCCUUGCAGCUGCGGCCCUCACACUGACCAUGCUACCCUCACGGCUGCCCCCGAGCCUGCGCUGGCUGCCCACAGACAUUGCCUACUUGGCCAGGCUCAUCCACCUGGGACUGAAGAUCAGGAAACGCUUGAAUCAACGGCCUCCCGACACCUUUGUGGAUACCUUUGAGCGGCGAGCACAAGCGCAGCCUGGCCACACAUCUUUGGUUUGGACGGGUCCUGGGGCCUGCUCUGUCACCUUCAAGGAGCUAGACGCCAGGGCCUGCCAGGCAGCGUGGGCUCUGAAGGCUCAGCUGGGCAGCCGUGGUGGCCCAACUCCUGAGGAGCCUGUUGCCCUCCUGGUGCUGACCUCCCAUGCCAUCCCUGCUCUGAGUCUGUGGCUGGGGCUGACCAAGCUGGGCUGCCCAGUAGCCUGGAUCAACCCACAUGGCCGUGGUGUCCCCCUGGUGCACGCUGUGCUGACUUCCGGGGCCAGGGUGCUGCUGGUGGACCCAGACCUCCGGGAGAGCCUGGAGGAAGUUCUUCCCAAGCUGCAGGAGGAGAACAUCUGCUGCUUCUACCUUAGCCACAACUCCCCCACGCCGGGGGUGGGGGCUCUGGGAGCUGCCCUGGACACUGCGCCCUCCAGCCCAGUGCCUGCUGAUCUACGUGCUGGGGUCACAUGGAAAAGCCCUGCUGUGUUCAUCUACACCUCAGGGACCACUGGGCUCCCAAAGCCGGCCAUCCUCACGCAGGAGAAGGUCUUGCAGAUGAGCAAAAUGCUGUCUUUGUGUGGGGCCAGAGCUGACGAUGUCAUCUACGUAGUCCUGCCUCUGUACCACACGAUGGGGCUUGUCCUUGGGGUCCUCGGCUGCUUAGAGCUUGGAGCCACCUGUGUCCUGGCCCCCAAGUUCUCUGCCUCCGCCUUCUGGAAUGACUGUCGGCAGCACCGUGUGACAGUGAUUCUGUAUGUGGGCGAGGUCCUGAGGUACCUGUGCAAUGUUCCCCAGCACCCAGAGGACCGGACACACUCGGUGCGCCUGGCGAUAGGCAACGGACUCCGGGCAGAUGUAUGGGAGGCCUUCCAGCAGCGCUUCGGGCCCAUUCGGAUCUGGGAAGUCUAUGGCUCCACGGAGGGCAACGUUGGCUUCGUCAACUACCCAGGGCGCUGCGGGGCCUUGGGCAAGAUGAGCUGCUUUCUUCGAUUGCUGUUUCCCUUUGAGCUCGUACAGUUUGACACGGAGGCAGAGGAGCCCGUGAGGGACAGUCAGGGAUUCUGCAUCCCUGUGAGGCCAGGGGAAGCGGGGCUCCUGCUGACCCAAGUACUAGGCCGCAACCCCUUCCUGGGCUACCGCGGACUCCGAAAACAGUCCGAACAGAAGCUGGUGCGGCGCGUGCGGCGCGAAGGGGACGUCUACUACAACACAGGCGACGUCCUGGCCAUGGAUGAGGAAGGAUUCCUGUACUUCCGCGACCGCCUCGGGGACACCUUCCGCUGGAAGGGGGAGAACGUGUCUACCCGGGAGGUGGAGGGCGUGCUGUCCUCGGUGGACUUUCUGCAGGAAGUGAAUGUCUACGGCGUGGCUGUGCCAGGGUGUGAGGGCAAGGUGGGCAUGGCUGCCGUGCAGCUGGCCCCCGGCCGGGCCUUCAGCGGGCAGGAGCUGUACCGGCACGCCCGCACGUGGCUUCCAGCUUACGCCGUCCCCCACUUCAUCCGCAUCCAGGACACCCUAGAGAUCACGAGCACGUUCAAACUGAUGAAGUCUCGGCUGGUGCGUGAAGGCUUCGACGUGGGGGUCAUCACUGACCCCCUGUUUAUCCUGGACAACCGGGCCCAGGCCUUCCGGCCCCUGACGGCAGACACGUACCGCGCUGUGUGCGAGGGAACCUGGAAGCUCUGACCCCCGGGCCAACCCCGGACAGCGGAGCGCAGGGGCCGAAGCGGAUCGCCACCCCCGCGCGCAUCUGCCCGGGGUCACCGGGCAUCCGGCCUGGCCACGUCCCCAGCGGCAGGUAAAUGACACUGAGGCCGUUGGCAGCGCGACAAUAAACUCGCA